Messenger RNA from Pelodiscus sinensis (Chinese soft-shelled turtle), 2663 nucleotides. NCBI's taxonomy places the organism in Eukaryota, Metazoa, Chordata, Testudines, Trionychidae. The record is from RefSeq and is a predicted model, not a curated record.
UCUGUGGUCUCAGAACUCAUCUUGCUGUAACUGGUGGCUGUGAGGUUCUGAACAUUUCUACUGGUGAUGGCAGAAGAUCAGGAGCUGACUCAGACAUGCAAGACUCCCUGGGAGACCUCCCUCCAGCAAUGCAGCAGCCACACGUACCGCAGUGCACAGCAUUCCCAGUCCUUACUCAGCGGCUUGGUCUCCCUCCGAGAUAGUGGCAUCCUGUUUGAUGUAGUCCUGGUAGUGGAAGGGAAACCCAUUGAAGCUCAUCGGAUACUUCUGGCUGCAUCGUGUGACUAUUUCAGAGGCAUGUUUGCUGGUGGGCUAAGAGAGAUGGGACAGGAGGAGGUUCAUAUUCAUGGAGUUUCCUACAAUGCUAUGUGUAAAAUCCUGAGCUUCAUUUACACCUCUGAGCUGGAACUGAGCCUGAACAAUGUGCAAGAAACCCUAACUGCCGCCUGCCAACUUCAGAUUCCAGAAGUCAUUAAGUUCUGUUGUGAUUUUCUCAUGUCUUGGGUGGAUGAGGAAAACAUCUUGGAUAUAUACAAAUUAGCUAACCUCUUUGGCUUGACCCAUUUAAGCGAGCAGCUGGACUCCUGUAUUCUCAAGAACUUUUCAACGUUUUCAAAGACUGAGAAAUACCGCCAGCUCCCCUUGGAGAAGGUCUACUCCCUCCUCAGCAGCAACCUCUUAGAAGUCAAAUGUGAGGCUGAGGUUUACGAAGGGGCACUUUUAUACCAUUACACCCCAGAACAGGUGGAAACUGAUCAGAUUUCAUUGAUGGAGCCACCUAAGUUACUGGAAACAGUGCGCUUCCCCCUGAUGGACCUCCAAAUCUUGCAAAGGCUCCAUGAUAAACUAAGCCCAUGCCCGUUAAAAGAAACUGUAGCUGAUGCCCUAAUGUACCACAAGAACGAAUGGCUUCAGCCCAUUCUUCAAAGCUCACAGACACAGGUGAGAUCAGAGUUCCACUGUGUAGUGGGCUUUGGAGGGAUGCAUUCUAUUCCGUCCACAGUCCUCAGUGACCAAGCGAAGUUCUUGAACCCCCUAUUGGGGGAGUGGAAACACUUUACUGCUACGUUAGCCCCCAGAAUGUCCAACCAAGGGAUUGCUGUUUUCAACAACUUUGUAUACUUGAUUGGGGGAGAUAACAACGUACGAGGCUUUCGAGCAGAAUCCAGGUGUUGGAGGUAUGACCCACGGCACAACAAAUGGUUCCAGAUCCAGUCCCUACAGCAAGAGCAUGCUGACCUCUGUGUCUGUGUUGUGGGCGAAUAUAUAUAUGCUGUCGCAGGGCGAGACUACCAUGAAGACCUACGGGAGGUAGAGAGAUAUGAUCCAAAAACCAACACAUGGAAGUACAUGGCACAGCUGAGGAAGGAGGUGUAUGCGCAUGCUGGAGCCACACUGGAUGGGAAGAUGUAUAUUGCAUGUGGGAGGAGAGGAGAGGAUUAUUUGAAGGAACUACACUGUUACGAUCCAGGGGCUGACCGCUGGGACAGCUUAGCUGAUAGUCCAGUCAGACGUGCCUGGCAUGGGAUGGCUGCACUCCUGGGAAAACUGUAUGUGAUUGGAGGUAGCAACAAUGACUCAGGCUAUAGGAGAGAUGUUCACCAGGUCUCCUGUUAUAGCCUAAGUACUGACCAGUGGACAAAUGUAUGCCCUUUACCUGCAGGGCAUGGAGAGCCAGGUAUUGCUGUCCUAGCCAACAGAAUCUACGUCUUGGGUGGCAGAUCCCACAACCGAGGGAUUCGGAUGGACUAUGUCCAUAUUUAUGAAGCUGAGAGAGACUGCUGGGAGGAAGGUCCCCAGUUGGAAGAUGAUAUUUCUGGGAUGGCUGCUUGUGUUCUCACUUUGCCUAGGGCUAUUCUAAUGGACACAGAGAGAUGGACUCCUGAGUGGUAUGCAGACCGACUACUGCAUCACCCAGACGUUUCCUCUGAGGUCAUGAGUGUAACAGACUGGGAGGAAUUUGACAACUCAAGUGAAGAUUAAGGACCUGAGGAUAUUUGUCUUUUUUUCAGGGAGAGAAGGAAAUGUAAGGCAAGGGAAAUUUAGAAACUUUCUAAUGCCUUUGGCAUAACGUUAAUUGAAUGAAUAUUUAUUUAAAUAUUUGGAAACGUAAAUGUUCUGCAUUCUAUUUUGCCAUAAAGCUGCCAUAUGAAAGCAACCAAAGAGCUUUCUUUUUCAAUUAAAAUGCAGAGGUUUUUGCUCUCUUCUCAACCCACAGCAUGGACCGAACAAGCAUAAAAGACCUAGCUUGGCUAGCUCCUUUGCUUCAGACUUUCAGUGUGAAAUCACUUCUUUGUUCCUCUGUAAUGAUUUUGUCAGUUUAAAACCUAAUGGCCAGGAAGAUACGACCUACUGCCUGCCUCCUGUGUAAAUUGUCAGUCCACUCAAUAGGUCAGGCAGUGAAGGUGAGUGCUGUAACAGUGACAACAUUAAGGAAGCCAAAAUCCUCCUGGCAUCUGGGCAUGCAGCCAUUGUCGUAACAGGCUUAGAAACUGUGAUCUGACGUCAGCUCACUUCUGAAUCAUGUUGCAGAUUUUAUCAAAGAGGGGGAAGACUUUUAGAAAAACACUUUGUACUGGUUAUGAUUCUCUCUCUAAUCAGAUGAACUCUCACAAAUAACAUUUGUUCACAAAUGAAAUAAUAAAUCCUUGUAGGAACUAUUG